CACAAGUGGGGAAGGGGCAAAGAGAGAGGAAGACACAGAAUCCCAAGCAGGCUCCAGGCUCUGAGCUGUCAGCAUAGAACCUGACGCAGGGCUCGAACUCAUGAGCUGUGAGAUCAUGACCUGAGCCAAAUUCAGAUGCUCAACCAACAGAACCAGUGAGGUGCCCCCUCUUUCAAUAAAUCUUUUACCUCUGCAUGAUUUUGGUCAUUUGGAAAUUAUUGGUUCACUGAAUUAUAUCGUCCAUCCAAAUGUUGACACAUUUCAUUUUAUAAUUUUUAAUUUUUUUUUUUUUUUUGAGAGACAGAGACAGGAGCGACAGCGACGCAAGAUGGCAGCCACCACGGGCUCGGGAGUAAAAGUCCCUCGCAAUUUUCGACGGUUGGAAGAACUGGAAGAAGGCCAGAAAGGAGUAGGAGAUGGCACAGUUAGCUGGGGUCUAGAAGAUGACGAAGACAUGACACUUACAAGAUGGACAGGGAUGAUAAUUGGGCCUCCGAGAACAAUUUAUGAAAACCGAAUAUACAGCCUUAAAAUAGAAUGUGGACCUAAAUACCCAGAAGCAACCCCCUUUGUAAGAUUUGUAACAAAAAUUAAUAUUAAUGGAGUGGUGGACCCAAGAGCCAUAUCAGUGCUAGCAAAAUGGCAGAAUUCAUAUAGCAUCAAAGUCAUCCUGCAAGAGCUCCGGCACCUAAUGAUGUCUAAAGAAAACACGAAACUCCCUCAGCCGCCCGAAGGACAGUGUUACAGCAAUUAAUCAAAAAGAAAAACCACAGGCCCUCCCCCUACCCCCCUCCCAUUCGAUUUAAGCAGUCUUCAUUUUCCACAGUAGUAAGUUUUCUAGAUACGUCUUGUAGACCUCAAAGUACUGGAAAGGAAGCUCCCAUUCAAAGGCAAUUUAUCUUAAGAUACUGGAAACGAUACUAAUUUUUUUUGUCCAUUUAAAAUAUAUAAGUUGUGCUAUAACAAAUCAUCCUGUCAAGUGUAACCACUGUCCACAUGGUUGAACUUCUGGGAUCAAGAAAGUAUAUUUAAAUUGAUUCCCAUCAUAACUGGUGGGGCACACAUCUAACUCAACUGUGAAAAGACACAUCACACAAUCACCUUGCUGCUGAUAACAUGGCCUGGGGUCUCUGCCUUCUCCCCUUCUCCUCCCC
Molecule: messenger RNA, 1154 nt
Organism: Panthera uncia (snow leopard)
Lineage: Eukaryota; Metazoa; Chordata; Mammalia; Carnivora; Felidae
Product: ubiquitin-conjugating enzyme E2 variant 1-like
Exons: 1
Coding region: 329-754 (141 amino acids)
Biological process (GO): DNA damage tolerance; protein K63-linked ubiquitination
Cellular component (GO): nucleus
Source: RefSeq, a predicted model, not a curated record